ACUGUUUCCACUCCUUAAAUGUAAAUGCGGAAACGUUUGAGCACCUCGAUUGAAUCCUCGUUGUUUUUCAGGGAUAAGUUGACUGCUGGAUUCACAUCAUAAAAAGAAUGCCAAGCUUUGGAUUUGGUGAAGUUCCUGCUGGAAGUGAUGUUACACACCUUGUUAGAACUCUAGAAGCAGUGCGCCGAAACCCCGCAUCUCUGCAAGCCAUAGAAGAGGCCACAACAUCCUGCGUACAGUGGGGAGGAGUCUUGCAACAGCUAAUACCAGAUGCCCAGCCGUUUUUUGUCCGCAAACCUAACAUCAAUAUACGACCCGAACAUUUCAACAGGAUUGCUGAAGAAUUACGCAAAGGUAAUGCUGUGCUUGUUAGCGUGAAGUUCCCAGGGAGCACUAAUCAUGUAUUUGCAAUUGAAGCCCGUGAAAAUGGAACAGCACGUAUAUUACAUGCCUGGCAGGGCAAACAUCAGUUGAGAGUGGAAAGAACAAUGCCAGUUGAUGAGAUGGUUGGCUAUUUGAAACGUCUUCCCGAGUUAGACUGGGUAACUAACAAAACUGAGUUGCAGAACAUCCGUCAUCAGCUAUGGGGUGCAGACCAUGCUGAGGUUCCAGAUAUUGGAGCAAGUUCAAGAAAAAGAAUUAGCUAUGAAAUGCUAAUCAAAGGUAAACCUGAUCGACCGUUAGCUUCCCAUGUAAAUAGAGAAAGACUGACCAGUCUCUGCAGUGAGUUGUCCGAGUGGCAGUCUGCCAGGUCCUCAACCAGUGGUAUAUCAGAAUGGCGUUCAGCAUCUAGUAGGCCUUCGCAAAUUGAAGGCCAGCAAGCUCAAGGUCGUGGAGGUAUUGGUAUACGAAUGGGUGCCGGCGUAGGUGCUGGUCUUGGCUUUGUGUUUGGAGCUGGCGGAGUCUUGCUUUUUGGGCUUAUAAAAGGAGAGAGGGUUGAUUAUGUUGAGGUAGGCUUAGCGGGCCUAAAAAGUGGGCUUGCUGCGGGCUUAGGCGGUGGUGCUGGAGCAGCUGUUGCGAAGGUCGCUACUCCAACAUUUGCAAGGAUUGGAGUCUCUGUAGUUCGCUCGAAUGCCGUUGCCGGGGUUGCUAUGUUUGGUGUCUUUGCUAUUUGGGAUGUGGUUGAAUGGAAAAUGAAUAAAAUUACGGAAGUGCAACUGCGCCAACGUCUUGCUGAAGGUGCUGGAGGAGCCGCUGGGGGCAUUGGAGGUGGCGCUGCCUUAGGAGUGGCUGGGGGUGUUUGGUUUGGCCCAAUUGGUGCAUUAGGAGGUGCACUGAUCGGUGGCAUUGCUGGUGGCAUUGUCGGUGCAUUUGCUGGUAGGGCAAUUGAUGGAGCGAUUUGGGAUGAGAGUGAAGAUGCUGUUAUGAACAGCUACGAAUAUUUUGGGUGGCGCGGUGUAAAGAGGAAUACGCGGCCCACAAAAUCUGCUGAUGAAAUCGGGAAAGCCUAUGACAGAAAGCUCGGAGAAAAGCCUGAAAAGGUCGGUGAAGAAGACUGGCACAAAUUUUGUCUGGGAAAUAUCAUGGUUCUUCUUCCCGCAAUGUACCCAGAGUUUAAGAAAAUGAUGCAGUUGGCAGUUGAGCUCCAGAAAAAGAAAAGCAGUGGUUUGUCAGCCAUUGGAACAGCCUUCUAUGAAUACCUCUCUUCAGAAUAGAUGUAUUCGUUGUUACCUCGAUAAGUGUAGGUUUGCCACAACAACCGUACGUUUUUGACUUUUAGACUUUCAUUAAAAGUAAAAAUGGACAAUUUAAAUGUAUACAAUGGCCAUUACCAAAACUGUAACUCUCUUAAUUUACGCCACGAAUAUGUUCAGCAGCACAAAAGGUAUUCGUUUCUUCCUUUGGUUUGCUCUAUGUCGACCGCGGCAGGGUUCGACGUCUUCGCCUCUAAUUUACCCGACUACUUGAACAAAUUCAACAGGUCACUUUUCGUCCCAUUUUCUCUUUUCCUGGGGCGUUCGUUUCCCUUUUUUUCAUUCGCCCUUUUGAAUGGCACCCCUUUCAGCGUCGGAGCGCAAAAGUUACCUACAUCCUCCAAGUUGUUUCCUGUAGAUGCAUGUCAUAUCUUCGUUUUAUUUCACAAAGUGUGUCGUUAUUAGAGUGUACUUUUGUGAUGUUGUAAUCUGCACCAUUUGAACUUUAAACGUACACACCCAAUUAAUGUUUUUCAAUUAUCUAGCAUGUCUAUUUCAUCACAUUUGACUCGUUUUUGUGGGUCUCUGCUUCCCCUCAGUUACAAUUUUGUGUGAUUUAUAUACUACUUUUUAUACCAUCCAGAUUUGGAGUUUUUUUAUUUAGUAUUCACUUUCUAUUUGCUUCAAUUUUAUAGUUAUUUCUUUAUAUCCAUUUCGGCUUUGACAAUCGUAGUUUUUCCCAUGUCAGUUACUAUCCCUCCUCUUACGGCGCCUUGAGGCACCUCUUUCAAAAGGAAUAAUAAUAUAUUAGCGCGCAAUUUUACAUAUUUUGAUAUUUUGGCGUUUUUUUUAUAGUUUUGAGUGUUUUUAUAUUUAGUUUAAGUACAAGGUUUAAUACAAUAAACCGGUUAAGUUUCUAGAAACGUGAUCUGCAUAAAGUUAGAAACUAUUCACAUGUGCUCUAACCAGGUUGUCUGUAAGCAACGCGCACUGUACGAUGCGUCCCAUGUUGCAACAGGUUUGGAAAGUUCCCACAAGAAAUUUCGUACGUGCUAAAACCUGUCCUUUUGUCGGUUCUGCGCUGGUCUUAAUCAACUGGCCAACCUAAUUACUGUAACUCUGAAAUCGUAAACAGCCUUUCUUCCAGUUUCCAUUUGUUGUUGUUGUCGGGUUUGCGCCUUAUCUGGAGCAACAGCCUGGUUUAUCUAUGCCACUUAGUGCGUGUAAUGCAACACCUAAGUCCUUUAAGUAAUUAUACUGGUAUAGAGAGAAUAUGUUUUCUUGCUGGUAUCUAGAGGCGUCCUGACCUAUUCGCCAGCGAUGCAAGAACUGUUGAAGUACCUAGUAUCACUUUUGCAGUGAACAAGAGACACUUUAAUUAGUUUGUUUAAUUACUUCCUUAAUUUACACGCUGCACUAAUAAGCUUUUAACUUUUUGUGAUCUGUUUCAGAAACAAGAUCAUGCUUUGGUAGUUUGGAUUAUUAGAACUAAUCAUGUGCGCCACGAGUCAACUGUUAAAGGGCAACGUACGAAGUCCAGUA
Molecule: messenger RNA, 3176 nt
Organism: Pocillopora verrucosa
Lineage: Eukaryota; Metazoa; Cnidaria; Anthozoa; Scleractinia; Pocilloporidae
Source: RefSeq, a predicted model, not a curated record